AUGGUUUGCGAACAAGAAGACGUUAUUUUAAUUCUGACGCUAUCGCUGGCAGUAAAAGUAAAGACAAGUCAGUGCAAAAAAAAAAAGCAACGCAAACGUUUUUGGGUGCGACCAUGGUUAUUAGACAGACAAACGAAAGGGGCUUGCAAUAGCAUCCUUAGUGAAUUAAGAUUACAAGACACUGAACAUUUCCGUUAUUAUCUUCGAAUGAAUACGGAAACAUUUGUUGAACUACUGGAGAAAGUACGCCCAUACAUCACCAAACAAACUACCUCUUGUCGGAAACCGAUAUCAGCAGAGGAGAAACUGUCAGUAACAUUGCGAUUUCUGGCUACUGGAGAGUCAUAUCAAAGUCUAAUGUACCAAUUUCGCAUGUCGGAUAAAACCAUUUCCCUUUUCGUACCUAUAGUUGCCAGGGCGAUUUAUCGAGUUCUUAAGAAAGAUUAUUUACGUUUGCCGCAAACGGAGGAAGAGUGGAAAGCGCUUUCAGACAAAAUAAACUUGAAGUGGCGGUUUCCCAAUUGCAUAGGAGCUCUCGAUGGAAAACAUAUUCCUAUUAAGUUAAUGCCGAACACUGGAUCUACAUUUUACAGCUAUAAAGGAUUCCAUAACGCUGGAUGCCAAGGCCGUAUUAGCGAUGGUGGAGUUUUAAGAAAUAGAGAGUUAUAUCAUUUAUUGAACAAUCAUAGGUUAGCCCUUCCACCUCCGAAACAACUUCCACUGAGUGAAGAUCCAGCGUGGGAUCAGCUUGAUUUGCCAGAAAUACCUUACGUUAUCGUUGGGGAUGACGCAUUCGCAUUAUCAAAAAAUUUAUUGAAGCCUUUUUCCAAAAACACGCUUUGUGAUGCCGAGCGAAUUUUCAAUUACCGGCUUUCAAGGUUUCGAAAAAUAAGUGAAAACGCUUUUGGUAUUUUAUCCGCUAGAUUUAGAAUCAUCAACAGCACAAUUAACCUUUCUCCGAGUAAAACCACGAGCCUCGUUAUGGCCAUCGUAGCGCUACACAAUAUGCUGAUGACGAAGUCUAAAGACUCGUACGCACCAGUUGGUCUUGUCGACCAAGAAGAUUUACUGACGAAUCGAAUCGUUCCUGGUCAAUGGAGGGGAAUGGCUGAUGUCUCAAAUGACUUACAAACUUGCGCACAGAGAAAAGCUAGUUCAAAUGCAAAAGAAAUACGUUGUGUCUUUAAAGAUUAUUUCAUGGGCUCAGGUCAAGUAUCUUGGCAAUGGAAUAUGCUUGUAUAAUUGUCUUAAAUC
This is a messenger RNA of Hydractinia symbiolongicarpus, 1254 nucleotides long. RefSeq lists its product as uncharacterized. Lineage: Eukaryota; Metazoa; Cnidaria; Hydrozoa; Anthoathecata; Hydractiniidae. The record is from RefSeq and is a predicted model, not a curated record. The transcript is spliced from 3 exons. The coding region runs from base 1 to 1242 and encodes 413 amino acids.